Porites evermanni is the source of this 7091-nucleotide messenger RNA. The record is from the annotation of a GenBank genome assembly. NCBI's taxonomy places the organism in Eukaryota, Metazoa, Cnidaria, Anthozoa, Scleractinia, Poritidae.
UCUUUCCCCAUUUUCUUUUUCAGAUCACUUCAUCCACAGCGCGUGAUCUACCCUCUGGACGAGUGGGAAAUUCUUCCUGAGCAAAUAGAAUACGAGGGGGAGCUGGGCCGAGGUGCGUUUGGUGUAGUUUACAAAGCAACUCUGAGGAAAAGAGUUGGGAUAGAGGUGUUUGACAAAGAGAUUUCAAAGCGGCAAUUGUUAUCGAACAACAAGGCUCCUCAAGUGGUUGCUGUAAAGGUUUUACACGGUAAUAUUAAAAACGAAAACUAAUGGGAAAACUAAAAGUGCUUUGAAUAUUUUAACACAUGUUUUCAUAGCUGCGUGAGAGAAAAACAGCUGACAUGCAUGAACGAAGACUAAAGCAAGGCUGGUUCGGCUGCUUUGUGUGAAAAGAGAAGCUGCUCUUAGAGAUGUUCCUCGUUGAAAAAGAGAUGAUCCUCCGAUCUAUGGUCUCGUCUAAAGUUUUAUAAAGUAAGCAGAUCUCACGCUUAUUUCACUAUCUCGAUCUUGCAGAUGUUUCAAAACAACAGCAGCAUUUAAGUUUAUUUGACAUUUGAUCUUCUAUCGUUUUUUGUCUUUUAUUCUGACUUAAAAAACUACUCCGGCUUUUGGUAGAGUUGACUGAUGUGAGGGCAGAAUUGCUUAUAAAAUUCUAACCACGAUUACAAUUUAAAUGUAAUUACGCUUAUCAGUGUGCUAGAUCUCAGUGCUAGAUUUUGUAAGUUUUGUUUUAUUAGUUGGGUUCACACUGGACUUUUCAAGUGCUCUUGAAGAGCAUUUGAAGUGCACUUGAGACUAACUUGUGUGUGAACGGUUCCUUUUUCACUUGACUGAUCUUGACUAGUCGUCCUUAGUUGCCACAGAAACUUCAAAGCCUCAAAGUUCCCAAGUGCACUCUCAAGUAAGGUCAAAACCCGUCCUUGAGACUGCAUUUAUCCAAUCAAAGCGUCGGAAAUUUAUUAUCAAAGUGUCAAUCGUCUCGAGCCACAAAUUUCACUCUCGCAAGCGAGCAAGCGAGAAUUGAUUGACGAAUGAGGAUACUGAUCACCACGAAUCGUAGGUAGGUUUUUCUCAGUUUAGCUUCAUGAGCUAGUUCAGAAAUUUCACGAUUUCAUUUUUUCACUGUAUUUGACGGCGGAAACAACGUUAAUGGAAGACUUGGCUGUGGAAACGAAAUGACCUAUGUUCCACAACAGAGCGAUUUUCCUGUUUUGCGGUUUUUUGAAUGCAGUUUAUUCUUUUUUCAACUCGUUCAGGCCACUUUUUCGUGUCCACCUGCAGCAAGAGCAGUGAUCCUUUACAAGAUGGGUAAACCUCACGUCAGUAGUGGAGGAGGGACCGGUUAGGCCUUUUCCAUGCGCAUUAACUUACGCAGGAGUACAUUAACGCCGAUGACGUCAUGCAUCUCAUUAAGAUAGGAUAAUGUCAUAGUAUAUUUUCAGUUGGCAAGGAGCAAGUGAUGUCAGAAUACCCUAGCGGUUGACUUCAUCAAAAAAUGUUGAGAUCAUAAUCUAUAGAUAGAAAAGUGAUAUCAUGUCCCUACUUGGUCAUGAUGAUGUCAUAAUUUAUUCAGGUAUGAUGACGCCAUAGUUAAUUUUCAGUUGCAAUGAUCAUGUUCUUAUUUGGUCAUGAUGUCAUUGCUUAUAUUACUUUAAGUAGGAUUUUAUAUACGAAUUAGUAAUCUGAAAAAGGAUAUUGAGCACUUUUUUAAAGUAAUAGAGCUUGAUCACUAUCGUAUGAUGGCGAGGACAUUUUGAGCCAGUGUGUGAUUGUCUUUAUCUUAGUACUAUCCCGUAGUGAUCAAUUAAACACACUUAAAUUCUGGUUGGUUACAGCUUUUCAUUGAAACGCAACCACAAGGUCCGGAAAAAAAUUAUAUAACAUUCCAGUAGGUCUAGUCUUCAUCUUUUGGAAUGGGCUGCUUUUCAUAGCGUCGAUUAAUUAAGUAAGAAUUUUCGCUUAUCGAUCGCUAGUUCUGUCCAUUCCAACCAAUCGAAUCCUUCUGUAUCUUUAAGCUCUUUUUGGGUCUCAAUCAGUUUUUUGAAGGUGGUUUUUUUUUUCAUUGCACGCAUCCACUGUAGAUUCUCUAACAGUACUUUUCUUAACUCUUUUCUGUAAACAGGAACCAUAGCGUUCUCGGCAUUAAUACGAGCCACGUUUUCUGAAUCUCCGUUCCCUUCGUACUCAUUGAUCAAUGCGUUGAGCUGGGUCUCAUGACGUUUCUCGGCUUCAUCAAAAAUGCGUGACCCAGGCUCUAAGUUUUCUGUUUCUUCUUGGGAAGACUCCGUUCCUUGGCUGGCUUGAGAGACUUCGCUUUCUCGGGAGAAAUCGGUUUCUUCACUUUCUACUUUCAAAUUUCCAGCACCUUGUUGAAGAAGGCUGUAAUGAUGGCCAUUGUUCCACAUUUAUUUUGGUUUGAACCGUACGCGUUCUGAUAGGAAACUAAACUUCAGAAAGGAACUCUCUCUUUUAUAAAAUAUUGGUGAAGGCGGGGUUACUGAGCGUUCUCCCUCGCAAAUAAUAAUCGAUUUUACAUCGACCUCACAUCGACCCUACAUCGACUCUACAUCGACCCUACAUCGCCUCACAUCGACCCUACAUCGACCCUUCGUCGAGCUCACAUCGACCUCACAUCGACCGUACAUCGACCCGACCCUACAUCAUGGACCCUACAUCGACCAUACAUCGACCUAGUAUUACAUCACGAUUGACAAGAAUUGGAUUAGAACUAGUGAUGAUAUCAAAUUAAAUUAGCGAAGCUAUAUAAACAGGAAAAUAACUUAUUUCCCUCAGUGUGUUUAAGGUUGUCGUGUGGUAAAGAUGCCGUAUAUACUCAAGAGAGAUGCCCGGUAUGAGGCAAGCCAGAGUGAUCACCUGCGUCAAGUGCAUCGAUUAAAGAGCCACGAAAGAAAGGAAUGGCUAAAAGCAGCGGUAUUUUCGGGGUCUAAGAAAAGUCUGGGUAUAACACAAGGAGUGUCCUGGCUGUAACCGCUUCCGAUAUUUCUCAAUUUUGAUUGACGUUACAGUACCGCGUGAUUAGGGUUUAAUAAUUAGUUUUAAGAUAGCUCGCCUUUCAGUUCGGACAAGACCCCUGGAGAUCAAGAAUAACAAGACAAGUUAGAUCGAAAUUCACGAAAUCGGGACCCGCGAACGUUGGUAAGAACAACCACUUAAGCCUCUUAACUUACAUUAGCAAUUGUUUGUAUAUGCUACAUUUUAUAUACGUUUCUUUGAUUACGAUUAUAUUUCGAACACUAGCACGAACACAUGGCAUAAUUCUUGUCAUUACUUUUAGCUUUAAUGCAUCAAUAUUUAGGCCAUUUCUCUUACGUAAUUAUUUCAGUUGACCGCUUGAUUCGUAUGAAACGCUCUGAGGCCACAAGUCCUAUAUUGGCUUGGUGUUCAAUUGAGUAUCGAUCGCGUACCCGGGUAAACUCGAGUAUUUCAGUUCUAGCUUGAGAGGAAACAUUAUACCGGUUUUUUCCCCAAGUAUUACACAAGGAAAAGGAAACAAGUAGAGAACGAAAAAAGAACUAUUGCAGGUGUCAAAGAAACGGAAAAACCUCAGCAUUGUAUAUUCCAGAGGCCCAAAUUGUCUAACGAUGUUUCCCUGGAAACCAAAGGAUAUCCAGAAUUUUAUAUGUUUCGACAUAAAUUUUCACUUCUCGUGGUGGGCCUCACUCAGUGUGGUAAAACAUUUUUCUUUGAAAAAAAUUCUUACAACGGAUCGUAUUCUUUACGAGAGCAAGAAAUCGAGGCGAAUAUGGUGGGUACUACAGUCAGUGGUAGGAUAGAUACAAAGUGAUGCAGUCAUCUAUCGGAAAGGAAUGGAAAAUCGAAAUGGAUUUAUCUGCACAAGGACGAUCCCAGCGUAAGAUCGUUCCUAGAAAAGAACCAAACGAAUGCUCGAUAGACCUAUAACGAAAUCUUUGUAAUUACCUUUCAAUAAAGUUUUUAACUCUCGGACGUACAGGCAAAUUCAUACCCUUACCGUGGUACAAGGUGGGGGGUGGAUGGAAUUCCUCCCCGGAGUUUUUGAUAGAAGAAGAAGAACCUUUAUUAAUUUAUACCGCUUAGGGUAGCCCCUUCAGACGCAAAAAGCUGUCUGUUAUCAAUGGGAGCCCUGAGCAACAGUAAAUGGUGCAGUAUUUUGAAACGAUUUUACCUUUAGUGGAAAGCCUUUGAUCUUCUUAACAAGAUGAGGUAUAAUUUAUGGAUGGUGGCGCUGCUGGAGGCCUGUGACGUCACCAACAGUGUUCGUCAUCUUGGCCGCCAUCUUGGAUUUUAUCAACAAUUAGAGAUCAGGUUAAAACCACGAGAAAUGUUAAUUUUUUGUGCUUUACAUGAAAAAUAACCCAUAAAUAAGCACUUAAUUGUAUAAUUUUAGCGACAAAAUUUACUUUUAUUGUUGAAAGAAGUCGAAACAACAUAUUUUCACCCAAAAUUGGCUUGACCACCUGCUACUUAUGACGUCUAUGUAGUAACCAUAGCAACUAACCAUCACUAAACUCGCCUCAAAAUUUGCGCGAGGGAUGAACGAACAGCUACUGAAAACGUCAGGUGCUGAUGUUUUAUCCUCCAGGAAAAAACUCAGAAAAACCUUAUGGGUGGGUAGCAAACACCCCUUCCCCCCCCCCCCCCCUUGUACGUCCGAGGGUUAAAACGGUACCUUUCUAAACGGUAUUGGUUUUAUUAAUUACAUAAGCAUUUAUUACUUUCUCAAACUGAUCAUUUCUUAGAAAGUAAGCCAUCUAUUGUCUUAUUGAAUAGUAGACGUUUAAAGGUUGUCCCAUAAGCUUUCUCCGCUUGUAGAGUUCAUAUGCAAAUAUAGAUCAAGAUCAGUGGCCAUGCAAGCAUUUGCGCAUAAUAAGUGUUUAAUGAGCUGUUUACCGAUCAACUGGCCAAAAGGUGAGAAGUGAGGUUUUCUGAAUUCGAAGCUGUUAUCAGGACACAAGAGCAACUGUGUUUGUUUUCUAAGGAAUGCGACUGAAAACUGUGGCAGAAAAUGAUCACUAAGGCUAUCAUUUGUGAUAUUUUGAUGCUGGGGCUUGUUGCAGUUACUUCGAGAUAAAUGGAUAACUUAAGGACUGUCAAUUAUAAAGCAAUCUACCUUUUAACAAAUUUUUAUCGCCCUUCAGUUGAAAAACUAAUUAUCAGAAAGUUAUAAUUUAGGGAAAAUUUUGCUCCGCAGGAAAAAAAUUACAGUCAUCUCCAUUCCUCCGCUGUCAAAUGAUCAUAACUGAAUUCUUUCAGUGUAGAAAUUGUUGAUCCGGGUGGAUCACAAUUUUUUUUUUCUUGGGUGCCGUUAUUUUAAAAUUAUUAUCAUACGAUAGUUAUCAAAAACCUGUUUAAAGAACAUAUUAAUCAUUACAACUAAAAGUUAACUAUGGCAUCAUCAUACCUGAAUAAAUUAUGACAUCAUCAUGACCAAGUAGGGACAUGAUAUCACUUUUCUAUUUAUAUAUUAUGAUCUCAACAUUUUUGAUGACGUCAUCCCCUAAAGUAUUCUGAUAUCACUUGCUCCUUGCCAACUGAAAAUAAACUAUGGCAUCAUCCUAUCUUAAUUAGAUGCAUGACGUCAUCGGCGUUAAUGUAAUCCUGCCCAAGUUAAUGAGAUUCCUGCGCAUGGAGAAGACCUAACUGGUCCCUCUCCCACUACUCACGUCUCACCAAAGAAACGUAAAGCCACUACAUUGUACUCAAAGAAAUUCAAGCGAGCCAGAAAAGUGCAUACGAAACGGAAGCAACAGAACAGCUCUAGCGUGAAAGUGGGACCAAAGUAAAAAUAAUUAAAGCGCUCAUCGACUGAAAAGAGAGAAGGGAUAUGGAGUGACAUUUACGACAAGUAUAAAGAGUGGUUUGUUGAAAGUGUUAGAAAGUCUGCCGUUUGAAAGAAUACAUAAUCUGGAAUACGAUUAUAAAUACUUGAAGCAACGAGCUUAAAAUACUGGCAAAGAGAGCUUUUAGAACAUCAAAGAAGGUUUCCUCUACUUCGAUUACUUCGAUGCAACCAUCCUACUGCCGCAUUGUUAUCCUUUUAUUCUGACACUGUUCAAGAAGACUGUUGUCAAUAAAUUAAACGGAAAAUCGCGCUUUGCAAUAGUUCUACGGCUCCUGUCUUCGCAGACGUUUUGAAUAAACACGUGUACGGCAGCGUAAUAAACUGUGAGAUACGGAUUAAUUCCCGCCAAAACUCCUCACUUUAACUUUAGUGUGAACGCCAUUUUUACUUAAAAGCUGAGUACACUUCAAGUGUUUUUCAAGUACACUUGAACUCAAGUGCACUUCAAGUGAACUUUAGGGUCUAGUGUGAAUCCACCUAUUUUCAUUCAUGGGUAGAUAUUUUCGCAUGGUAAAUCAGGAUCCAUACAUAGCUUAAGUUUGUUUGUUUGUUUGUUUGCUUUCCAUCGCUCGCUCGAAAUGCUUAAAAAUAAAACUUGUCACAAUGUUUUACCUUGUUUAUUUACGAGUAGAUCUUCUCGAAUGGGAACUGGAAUAUGACGUCCUUUAUGUUCGGAACUUUCUUAUAUCAGAUAAUAUCCCACAAGCAGUAAUUGAACUUUGCCGUUUUCGCGCUGCUUUUAAAACUACUUAUAACUCGCGACGUCUUCCAGACCGAAUCAUGUUAUCUCAGUCCCUAGUCUCUUUCGCGGUAUUGGCGUCCCCGUUGCCGUUGUGGAUCCUUAAAGUCCCUAAAAACGGAGAAAUACCACAAACAAACUUAAAUAGUCGACACAUACCCUAGAAUGGAAAGGGCUCAUGUUUAUCACAAGAUGAACACAAUUCUAAGUUACCUGACACUGUACGUGUACGUAAUAUGUUUAACAUAUGUUGCAACAAAUACAUUGUGAUUUUAACAAUAAAGAAUAACCGAAUGCAUUUUAAUGUGUUUAGACAAUCCUAGUGCAGCACAGAAAGCAGAAUUCCAGUUUGAGAUCGAGCAAAUGAAGCUGUUGGGAUCACAUCCGAACGUUGUUUCCAUGGUUGGAUGCUGCACGUUUCAGGAUGAAAAGUUCCUGGUAAUAGAGUAUGUUCCGUUUGGAGACCUGCUGACGUGGCUUCGUUGUAGAAGGAGAAGGGUGAGAAAAUGA